CGAGUCUUUGACAGCACGCGAGCAGUACAUUGCGCAUGCGUGACGUUAUUUGUCCAUUUUGGCGAUUUUCGUGGCUGCAGGUGACAUUAUUGCUGUUCGUAGGCACGGUGCCGUCGCAGCCAGUGCAGUUUGAGUGCUGGAAUCGAAACAGCACUUGCUCCUGCACUGGCUGCUCGCACCUGCCGACGAACCUACCACCGGGUGUGACUAGAAUCGACAUGAUCGGAGACGGUGUCAGUCCCUUCUAUUUUCCUACCAACGUCUUGCCCCAGUACGCUAAUGUCAAAUCAGUCUCUGUCACCAACUACAGUAUGGCAACUGUCCGCUCUGGAGACCUUUCCUCUUUUGUGAAUACGAUGGUGAUCGAUCUAUCAAACAACAGGCUGAAAUAUAUUGACGAAUAUAUCAUCUAUUCCAACAAGAAACUGAAGCGGCUGGUCCUGAAUGACAAUCCAGAACUGCAGCUGGUUCCUAUUCGUAGUGAGUCGUUGACAGACCUCUACCUGCAGAACUCUGGACUCAGCAGCUUCGACCCACAACUGCUGCAGCAUCUUCCGGAUAGGGGAAAUCUGUAUAUCACCGCCAGGGACAAACUGCACUGUUCUCAGGAAACUAAGAACAUCCGCAUCCACUACCCAGGUUUCAAAGCGUACUGCAACGCCAAAACAAACGCCACUGAAAACAGCACUACCACCACCACUGAAAACAAAGCACCCUCAAAUGCCAACUCUUCUACAAUCUUGUACAUAUUACUUGCUGUAGUACUUGUCGCAAUUCCGGCAGUUAUAUUUGUAGUUAAACGGCGGACUACCUACAACCGACUGGACCUGGGAACCGAAGAAGCAGGAGGUGGAAUGCGUUCAGCCGUCAUCGGUGUUCGGUGGCGGGUUACGGAUAAUGUAUAGUGCGUGAUGGCGGGUACUGCUGUAUACUGUUAAUGAAAUGUGGGCUGUUGCGACCCUUGGUCUGCCUCCAGUGGUGGUUUUAGAAUACUGUAUUGUACAUGGUGAUGGGUAUUUCAUACUAUUUAUGAAAUGCAAAUAAAGGUAAAAAAUGGAUAAACCUGGCGACGACCUUCGAAUAGCGUG
Schistocerca serialis cubense is the source of this 1088-nucleotide messenger RNA. RefSeq lists its product as uncharacterized. The transcript has 5 exons. The record is from RefSeq and is a predicted model, not a curated record. Bases 36 to 905 code for a protein of 289 amino acids. NCBI's taxonomy places the organism in Eukaryota, Metazoa, Arthropoda, Insecta, Orthoptera, Acrididae.